CCGGGGCUCAAAAGCAUCGGAUCCAGUGCUUGAAUCAGGAUCAAUUUAUCGAACGCAGAGUCAUGGGCGUGGACUCGAUAUCGCCAUCGGACGACUCUCGACCGCCCAGUCCAGUUGACUGGAAGGCAGGCCUCUAUCUUCCACGCAACUGGAUGGAUCUAGACGACUGGGAGUGUCCCUCUGAGGACAUCGCCAACUUGACGUAUCUCAGUGUACCACUGGGAGAGCAAUUCGAGAAAGGAAGAUAUGUCAUCGUACGAAAGCUGGGCUGGGGUUCGUGGACUACCGUCUGGCUAGCACGAGAUCGGAAAACAAAUACAUUCGUUUCGCUCAGGAUUUUGUCCUCGAAAGCAACGGAGAACAUCAAAGAUGGCGAAAGUGACGAGCUAGACCUAAUCGAGCGAUUCAUUGCCCUCUGCGAGAGAGACGAACGGCAACCAGCAUGGGCUCAGCACAUCGGUCGAUUUUUCGACUUUUUCAGCCAUCGCACCGAAGAGAAUGUGGAGCAUCUUUGUAUGACCAUGGAACCUUUGGCAUGGGACUUAUUUAUCCUCAAGUCGAGGACACCGGAAGGUCGAUUCCCCCGCAAGACCUGUAAGAGCCUUGUGAGGCAGAUAUUGAUCGCUCUCGAGGGUAUCCACCGUGAAAUGGGAUACGUGUUUACUGAUCUCAAGCCUAACAACGUCCUCAUACGUCCUGAAGCGAUCUCCUCUAUCAUCGUGGAUGAAAUGGUCGUCGAGCCCGCUAUAACGGACACUCUGGAUUCGCAUCGGUACCCGAAGGGUACGGUUCGAUGUAAAUCACAGCCUCUGCCUCCGUGGAUCGGGGCAGGCGAUCACAUCGGUGUGGUUCCGCUUCAUGUGGUACUCGUCGACUUUGGGGAAGCCCGCGAACCAGGUCAGGUAUUUCCUGAGACCGCACAAAAUAUGUCUUUCCGCGCCCCGGAAGUCUACCUAGGGUAUCCGGCCACCAGUGCGCUGGAUAUUUGGUCGCUCGGCUGUCUAGUCUUCUGGCUCGUAACUGGCGGAGAAGCUUUCGAACCGGGUUGGGGUGGCAUCGACAGGGAAACGGGGAUAACAUGGGACGUCGAGGAAGCACAGCUUCGAGAUAUGAGUGACCGGCUCAAGAUGGACAUCCCGAUCGAGAUGCGCGAGCGCAGUCAGUACUGGGACAAGUACCUUGAUGAACAUGGUAACUUCUUGCGAAGUAUCGAAGGAGAAGAUCUUACCCUCAAGGGCUCCAUGCUCAUGGUGGAGGAGACUCAACCUCCCGAGGACCGUCUCCCCGACGAUGAGCUGGAGGGUUGGAACGCCUUCAUGCUGAGGUGCCUGAAAAUACAGCCAGAAUCUCGUCCCUCCGCAGCCGAACUGCUUCAAGACCCUUGGUUGCAUGAAAGCUGAACGAGAUGGAGCGAGGAAAGAUGUAGUGUCGCAGAGGUUAACGAAAAAGCGAGCGGUUUACGAUAUCCUACGAGCAUGCAGUCGUCUAUAAGCUAGGAGAACGGUUGGCGAUUUGCGAAUCUAUCGAGAAGUGGAAAUGGUCACGAGCUUCCAGUCUCCACCCGUUACUUUCGUCCACGGUCUUCACAGUCCACGGGGCGCGCGUGUUUGCUCAGGCGCUGAGGGCAACGAUCAGUCGCCAUUUCGAUCUAGCAUGCAAUUCAUGCGAUUCAGCCUGGCCUCUAUUCGCUCUGGAGGUUGAUGUCCUCUGCCCCAUGACAGCCCAUGCAGUUUAUUGUAGAACGUGCUUCUUCUCGGGGAUCAUCGCAGAGCGACAAAAGACGAUGCGCAGGUCCUCACAGACCCCGCGCGGAUGCGAAAUGAGCAUCGAUGUAUCUAAAAAUGGAAUUGUUGCGAGAUACGGAGAUUCGAUGCUUGAUGUGAC
Messenger RNA from Filobasidium floriforme, 1884 nucleotides. Its product is annotated as kinase-like domain-containing protein. Gene Ontology annotation, molecular function: protein kinase activity; ATP binding. NCBI's taxonomy places the organism in Eukaryota, Fungi, Basidiomycota, Tremellomycetes, Filobasidiales, Filobasidiaceae. The transcript is spliced from 6 exons. Bases 63 to 1400 code for a protein of 445 amino acids. Gene Ontology annotation, biological process: regulation of mRNA processing; spliceosomal complex assembly; protein phosphorylation. The record is from RefSeq and is a predicted model, not a curated record.